GAAAAAAAAAAUUAUAAUUAUAUAUAAAGAUGUUUGUUAAAAAAAUUUCGACAAAUUCUUCCCUCAAUCAGAUUUUUACAAGAAAUGCGAAAUUAAUGACUAACAAAAAGACCAAUAUUAAUAAUCUAUUAUUCGGAAAUAAUAUUCGUCAAUCAUCAUCAUCACAAGAAGAGACUUCUCAUAUUUCUCGAGGACAAAUCGAUAACAUAACUGAUGUUAAUCGACCUCCACCGGGACUUGAUGCAUCUAUUAUCAAAAAUGCUACAAGGGAUAAAGAAAAUCAAGAAGCAAGAAAAGAAUAUGAUCCUGAUGAUGCACCUACUACGGUAGAUAGUCAAGCUCCCGCAGCUUCUGAAUCUGCUAAGCCAGCACAAAUUUUUGAUCCAAAAGAAAAUAAAUUUAUUGAUGCUAAUUCUGCGAGCAAAGAAUAUCAGGGUAAACCCGAUGAAAAUGAAUCUGAUUCUGGUGGUAAAAAAAUUGGUGAUAAGUAUGAUGAUGUGAUUGCGGAAUUGCCUAGUGAACAAGGUAGCGGAUAAUCAUGUUUUUAAGUGUUAAAAUUUUAAUUCGAGUUCUUAUAGUAAAAUUGAAUGAACCAUUUAAUACUUAAAAUAGUAUACCAAUUAACU
Rhizophagus irregularis DAOM 181602=DAOM 197198 is the source of this 626-nucleotide messenger RNA. RefSeq lists its product as uncharacterized. NCBI's taxonomy places the organism in Eukaryota, Fungi, Glomeromycota, Glomeromycetes, Glomerales, Glomeraceae. The record is from RefSeq and is a predicted model, not a curated record.